UCUCAAAGCACACACGGAAGCGACUCUCUCUUCUCAACAACACCAAAAACACAUCACUCUCACACAGCUUCUCUCUCUGUCUCUCUCUCUCUCAUUCUCAUACACACACACAAAACAAAGAGAAAUGGCAAAGGACAUUGAAGUCGGCCAGCAUGGUGGCGAGUUCACAUCCAAGGACUAUCAAGACCCACCACCAGUGCCGCUGAUCGACUCCGAGGAAUUGACAAAGUGGUCAUUCUACAGGGCCAUAAUCGCCGAGUUCAUUGCAACACUCUUGUUCCUCUACAUUACUGUCUUGACUGUGAUUGGUUACAAGACCCAAACUGACCCUACCAAGACUACCGACCAGUGCGGCGGGGUUGGCAUCCUCGGCAUCGCUUGGUCCUUCGGUGGCAUGAUCUUCGUCCUAGUUUACUGCACUGCCGGCAUCUCUGGAGGGCAUAUUAACCCGGCUGUGACUUUUGGGUUGUUCUUGGCUAGGAAGGUGUCUCUGGCCCGAGCCAUCAUGUACAUGGUGGCUCAGUGUUUGGGGGCCAUCUGUGGAUGUGGGUUGGUGAAGUCAUUCCAAAAGGCCUACUAUGUCAAUUAUGGUGGUGGAGCCAACAAGCUCUCUGUUGGGUAUAGCACCGGCACUGGGCUCGCAGCUGAGAUUAUCGGUACCUUUGUUCUUGUUUACACCGUCUUCUCUGCCACAGAUCCCAAGAGAAACGCCCGAGAUUCUCAUGUACCUGUUUUGGCACCCCUCCCUAUUGGAUUCGCGGUGUUCAUGGUUCACUUGGCCACGAUCCCAAUCACCGGCACUGGCAUUAACCCAGCACGAAGCUUUGGGGCUGCUGUGAUCUAUGGCAAACAAAAAGCCUGGGAUGAUCAGUGGAUCUUCUGGGUCGGACCGUUCAUUGGUGCAGCCAUAGCCGCGUUCUACCACCAGUACAUCUUGAGAGCGGCGGCGGUUAAAGCUCUGGGAUCUUUCAGGAGCACUACUUAAUGUGCAUUUUGUUAUGGGAAUUCUAUGAGGACUUUCAAUGUAAUCUUUGCAAGAGGGGAAUUGGAAUUAUGGGAAAGUUGUAAAUAAGUGUUGGUGAGGAAGGUGUGUUGAUUGUGUUGGCAUUGUGGUCUUGGGUUGGCACUUGUUUUUGUUGUGCCCAAAUGUUGUUGUUUACUAUGUUCUGCUUUUAUUUUGUUGAUGGUAUUCUAAGCAUUAAUAAAAUAAUCAUCUGGUUCUUUGUUU
Messenger RNA from Camellia sinensis, 1228 nucleotides. Its product is annotated as aquaporin PIP2-4. NCBI's taxonomy places the organism in Eukaryota, Viridiplantae, Streptophyta, Magnoliopsida, Ericales, Theaceae. Gene Ontology annotation, cellular component: membrane. Gene Ontology annotation, biological process: transmembrane transport. The record is from RefSeq and is a predicted model, not a curated record. Gene Ontology annotation, molecular function: channel activity.